CGUUUCAUUUAAUCAGCGGCUUUCAUAUUCUCCCCAAGCGAGUCGAAAUAGAAACCAUUCGAAGCGCCGACCAGCAAUCUUGCGAGUAACUCCCGCCAUGGAAAUCGCCGACGCCUCGGAGAACGGUUCGGGAAUGACCCAGACAACAAUGGCUACGGUAUCCGACCCAUCAGAAACGACGGCCAACAAUCCAGCAGUAGAGAAGUGGCCCGGCUGGCCCGGUCACUGCGUGUUUCGGCUCAUCGUUCCGGUUACGAAAGUCGGCAGCAUAAUUGGCCGGAAAGGUGAGCUAAUCAAGAAGAUGUGCGAGGAAACCCGCGCCCGUAUCCGCGUCCUUGAUGGCGCUGUUGGGACGCCCGAUCGCAUUGUGCUAAUAUCUGGAAAGGAAGAACCAGAGGAACCUAUUUCCCCUGCAAUGGAUGCUGCUAUAAGAGUUUUCAAACGUGUCUCUGGAUUUCCGGACAACGAUACCGAUGCUAAAGCAGUUGGAGCUACAUUUUGUUCGGUCCGGUUGCUGGUAGCAUCUACUCAAGCAAUCAGUUUAAUUGGAAAGCAGGGUUCCUUAAUCAAGUCAUUACAAGAGCGCACUGGUGCAUCUGUGAGGGUAUUGUCAGGAGAGGAAAAUCCAUCUUAUGUGGUAGCAGAUGAGAGGAUUGCAGAGUUGCAGGGGGAAGCCCUGAAGGUUCUCAAAGCUCUUGAAGCUGUUGUGGGCCACCUGAGGAAAUUUUUAGUUGAUCAAACUGUUCUUCCUCUCUUUGAAAAGACACAUAAUUCAGUAGGCACCCAAGAUCCUCAAGCAGAGACGAGGUCUGAAAAGUUAUCUCUGCUUACUGCUUCUCAAAGUGGAAUCGGAAUUGAUCUUCCUAUUAGGAGAGAGUCUUUGUUCCUUGAACAUGAAAAACAGUUCGAGUCACGAAUCCCAUCUUCUGGAAUUUCAUUCUUUGGGCAGGAUCCUGCACUUUCGAUGGUGCAUUCUAGUUCAGGGCUUCAUCGAUCUGCUGUUCCUAUAGUUACUCAGAUUGCUCAAACCAUGCAAAUUCCUUUUUCUUAUGCUGAGGACAUCAUUGGGAUUGGAGGAGUUAAUAUUGCACACAUUCGGCGCACUAGUGGAGCCGUCAUAACUGUGCAAGAAAGUGGUGGCCUAUCUGAUGAAAUAAUCGUCGAAAUUAAAGGCACCUCAAUACAGGUUCAGUUGGCUCAACAACUGAUUCAAGAAUUCAUGAGCAAUCACAAAGAUCUGAUCACAAGUAGCAGCGGCUACAGAGACACGGGGUAUAGGUCAUCCUCGUUUUUGCAGUUGGGCAACACAUCUUCACUUUCGUCUCAACAACCCAAUGGCGGAUACGGAGGACCGUCUAGUGUUCAACUUUUAGAUGAUCUAAUGGAGAUUACUUUGCCACUACGAUACGAUAGCCCACCACUGGCGGCUGACCUCCACCUUCAAUUUCAGCAUUAGUGAUGCUGCCAGCGACGGUUUUCCGGACUUGGUUUAAGCCGACGAUGGUUUUUCCCAUUAUAACGGAAGAAUGGGGAUGGCAGAUUUAGGGUUUAGCCGACGACGACGACGUGGAAAAGACGAUCAAGCUGGAAAUCGCAAAGCUGAACGCUAAAUGAGCAAUUGAAAGGAACAUUACAUUACUCUUGGUGAAUAAUUUGAUAUGUUCCACAGCAGAUCAUGAACUGGAAUUUCCAAAUUUCUUACAUAUGCUUCUAUUCGGUCCAUGAAUCGGAUAUGAACUAUUUUUUUAAUAUUUAAUUUAUUGGUUGA
Hibiscus syriacus is the source of this 1768-nucleotide messenger RNA. RefSeq names its product RNA-binding KH domain-containing protein PEPPER-like. Lineage: Eukaryota; Viridiplantae; Streptophyta; Magnoliopsida; Malvales; Malvaceae. Gene Ontology annotation, molecular function: mRNA binding. The transcript has 7 exons. Gene Ontology annotation, cellular component: cytoplasm; nucleus. Gene Ontology annotation, biological process: regulation of gene expression. Bases 98 to 1456 code for a protein of 452 amino acids. The record is from RefSeq and is a predicted model, not a curated record.